AUGCACCCUGAAGCCCAUCCCCAUCACCAUUCUUACAACAAUAGCCUGCCUUACCCUUCUUUGUACUUGAAAGGAAUGAGGAAGGGAAUGGAUGAGGAAGCUUUCUUUACAGAAGCUUCUGGGACUGUGAGAAGCUUCAUUAAUUCAUUUACGCCAUUGACCGCGAGUUCAUCAAAUGACUACUCUUAUUUAAAGCAUCAAAGCCUUAAAUCAAAAGAACAGCAACAAGAUCAGCAUGGGUUUGUCCUGGGCACUGGGCAGUGA
Molecule: messenger RNA, 264 nt
Organism: Ilex paraguariensis (yerba mate)
Lineage: Eukaryota; Viridiplantae; Streptophyta; Magnoliopsida; Aquifoliales; Aquifoliaceae
Source: the annotation of a GenBank genome assembly